Molecule: messenger RNA, 1134 nt
Organism: Malassezia sympodialis ATCC 42132
Lineage: Eukaryota; Fungi; Basidiomycota; Malasseziomycetes; Malasseziales; Malasseziaceae
Exons: 6
Coding region: 1-1134 (377 amino acids)
Biological process (GO): transmembrane transport
Cellular component (GO): endoplasmic reticulum
Source: RefSeq, a predicted model, not a curated record
AUGGAGUGCUUGAAAUCAAGACACAUACGGAAGGUCACAGCGGUCCCAGAAGUUUGUGGUAUUCCUAUUGUAAAUGAGGACUUGCAGUAUGGCUCACUUCCUCUAUAUGUGGUUGGGACCUACUCAGCCAUCCAAAUUGGCCCGACAGCAUACAACCUUGGUGGUAUUCGCGAAGGUGCCGACCGGGUAGCUGCAAAACUUAAUCAGUUGGCAGGCGGUUCAUCCGACGAACUGGAGCCAUCUGCUGACGCAGUCACCCUUCUGGUGGUGAUCUUGGGCGUCUCAAAAGGCUGGGCUCAAGAGCCAGCAACACCUAGCUCCGAAAGCUCUGACGCAGCUGCGACAAGCGCCAAUCCCCUUGCGACAGCCAGUUCUCAGGCUAGCCCUGAAACAAACAAUGAAACCACAUCCAGCCCUGAUACGCUUAUGCCAAAGGUGAUGGUCGUGACCUUGUUUGAGCCGGAAAGGAAAGCCUGGAUCGGUCGUAAUUUCACCUACCCAAGGUUUAAUCUGACACAAACCUACUUUAUUGUCAACGGCAUCGCCGGUAUCAACCCUGCUAUGGGGACUAUCGGCAGUGUGGGUUUCCCUAAAUUUGCUGUCCAGUUUGGUUUGCAAUAUGGUCUCGAUGCUCGCGAAAUCCCUUCCAAUUGGACUGAUAGUUUCUGGAACUAUGGUACUUCACAGCCUGGUGAAUAUCCCGGCUGGCUCUAUGGAACUGAAGUGUUUGGACUCAACACAGGCCUGCUUGAUAAAGUUUUCCCUAUCGCAACUCAGGUUCAAUUAAACGACACCCAGCUUGCGAUGGAUCAACGUGCGGCAUAUUCGCAGCCACCUGCCCGUUCCCCUCCUGCUGUAUUCCAUGGCGAUGUUAUGACAAGCGACCUGUAUUUCACUGGUGCCAAGUUCGGUGAUAUGGCAUCAAAUCUCACAUACACUCUUACAAAUGGCACGGGAGCCUACGCUCUCACGGCUCAGGAAGACAAUGCUGUACUUGAGACAUUGGUGCGCGCCCACAAGGCUGGUGUUGCUGACUAUGGCCGCACAAUCCUUUAUCGGAGUGCGAGUGAUUUCGAUCGCGAUUACUUCCAACUGGACGGACUGGCUGCAAGUUCCCAAUUCUACAAUCCUUAG